AUGAACGGUGACCUGAAAGCGGACCACAAGCGUCCCAACUUUCUCUUUGUCCUCGCCGACGACCUUGCAAGUUCUCUUCUCCCGUGGGGUUUCUCUGACAUAGGUUGUUAUGGGGCAGAGAUCCAAACCCCCAACAUCGACCGCCUGGCAGCAGAGGGUAUCUGUAUGCUCAAUGUCCACACGGCGGCAGCUUGCUCGCCCACGCGUGCGAUGCUGCUGAGCGGGACUGAUGCACACCUCGGGGGCCUGGGCGUGUUGAUAGAAUACAAAAACAGCGAGCAGGGCGCUAGGCGCUGGUCAGGUAAGGCGGGGUAUGAGGGAUAUCUGAACAACGAUGUUGCAACUCUGCCCGAGAUACUGGGAGACCAUGGGUACUUCACGGCCAUGUCUGGCAAGUGGCAUCUGGGGUUGCGUGCCUCUCAGGGACCGUGGAAACGUGGCUUCCAAAAGGCAUUUGCCAUGCUUCCCGGGUGUUGCAAUCACUACGGUUGGGAGCCAGUGCAGGAGCGCUUCCCCGUCGGUGGUCGCCCAGUUCACGCAGAAGGGGGCCGCAAAGUUCAUAUACCGCCCAACAAAACAGAAGACCCCCACGGCUUCUAUUCGAGUGACUACUACACCAAUCGACUGAUCCAAUUCUUCGAGGACCGGUCUGACGAGGACAAGUCGAAGCCGUUUUUCGCUUUUUUGCCGUAUACCGCCCCCCACUGGCCCUUGCAGUGCUCUAAAGCACAGCGUGACAAGUAUGCGGGAAUGUACGACGAUGGUCCGUAUGCCCUACGGGAACGCCGACUAAAAAAGCUUGCCGAGUUGGGCAUCAUCGAUAAAUCCGUCGUCCCGCACCAGGUGGAGACAUCAACGCUGGGCGUGGGGGAGUGGGAUGAUCUCACUCCAGAGGAGAGGAAGCUGUCGAGCCGCGCGAUGGAGGCGUACGCCGGCAUGGUAGAUUCAAUAGACGUCAAUGUUGGCAAGGUGGUGGACUACUUGAAAAAGAGUGGAGAGUAUGACAACACGUUUAUCGUGUUCAUGAGUGAUAAUGGGGCAGAGGGUGCGGCUCUCGCAGCGGUCAUGGGAGACAACAUUAAGCGCGCUAUCCACCAGUACUACGACAACUCAUACGACAACAUUGGCUCUUGGAACUCAUUCACCUGGCUCGGCCCACUAUGGGCUCAGGCAUCGACCGCUCCAUCGAGACUGUUCAAGUGCUUCCCGUCUCAAGGCGGCAUCCUUGUGCCCUGUGUCGUCAAACCACCUGCCAACACUUUCCUCCCUUCGUUCUCUCCCGGCUCGUUCAGCCGCUCCUUUGUGACCGUCAUGGACUUUGCCCCUACCUUUCUCGAACUGGCGGGCGUGGCCCUCUCUCCUGCCUCGGAACGGGGAAAGGUUGCGCCUUUGGCUAAUGACAAUGCCACGCGCAAGAUGACCACUUUUCGAGGAAGAGACGUGCAUGCUAUCCGUGGCAAGUCGUGGGUGCCGUUCUUUGCCCAGGGAAAGAAAAUUGAGGACGGCGAGAUGUGGGCCGUCCACUCCUCCUCCGAGCCCGUGGGUUGGGAGCUCUUUGCGCGUGGCGCACUGCGGAAAGGAGACUGGAAGAUUGUCCACUUCUCCAAGGCUGAAGGAGGAGCGGGCGAGGGCGAUGAGGGUUGGGAGUUGUUCAACGUCGUCGAUGAUCCUGGAGAAACCAAAGACCUGGCCCAGACGGAGCCACAGAAGCUGCAAGAGCUGCUAGCGUGCUGGGAUGAGUAUGUGGCUGAGUGUGGGAUCGUAUGGGGGGAGGAGGCUUUGGCACCCGGGAUACAGAUGAACGAGGCACCCGGGCUGUGGGAAGAUGAAGUAGACUUGCAGAAGUCGUGGAUGGGCGCUAGAGCGGGAGAAUGCCCGUUAUCCUGCCAAUAA
Messenger RNA from Rhinocladiella mackenziei CBS 650.93, 1893 nucleotides. RefSeq lists its product as uncharacterized. The coding region runs from base 1 to 1893 and encodes 630 amino acids. Gene Ontology annotation, molecular function: arylsulfatase activity. The record is from RefSeq and is a predicted model, not a curated record. The transcript is spliced from 7 exons. NCBI's taxonomy places the organism in Eukaryota, Fungi, Ascomycota, Eurotiomycetes, Chaetothyriales, Herpotrichiellaceae.